Molecule: messenger RNA, 1732 nt
Organism: Pectinophora gossypiella (pink bollworm)
Lineage: Eukaryota; Metazoa; Arthropoda; Insecta; Lepidoptera; Gelechiidae
Gene: Setd3
Product: actin-histidine N-methyltransferase
Exons: 9
Coding region: 133-1608 (491 amino acids)
Biological process (GO): peptidyl-lysine dimethylation; peptidyl-lysine trimethylation; positive regulation of transcription by RNA polymerase II
Molecular function (GO): protein-L-histidine N-tele-methyltransferase activity; histone H3K4 methyltransferase activity; transcription coactivator activity
Source: RefSeq, a predicted model, not a curated record
AACAUUUUAAAAUGUAUUUUUUAGACCUAUUUUUAGUUUUAUAAUAUUUCCCACGUUCUAGAUUUCCCGUCACUGUAUUAUUUCGUGUCAUAGCUUAGUUUUACUGUUAGUUAAAUAAGUGCUUCAGUGGCCAUGGGUCGGAAAUCAUCGACAAAACAAGUUUCGAAGAAAACUGGUGGGAGGGAAAAUAAUAAGUUUGUUCAGCAAAAGCGAAAAGAACUGGCUGUUCUUGUGGAUAAACUACUUAAGUUGACGAGUAUUUUCCAAGCAACAAAUAACGCGGCUAAGAAUUGGGAGCAUCACUUAGAAAUCGAAGGGAUCCUGAAAGAGGUUAGGAAUAUUGAGGCUCCGGUACACGCGAUCAGGCAGGGCUCUCGUCAAGCGAAUAUUGACAAGUACCUCCAUUGGUUAAAGGAAAAUGGAGCGCAAUUUGAAGGGGUGGAUAUCUCUGAGUUUGAAGGCUAUGAUCUGGGUCUUAAAGCUACAAAGGAAUUCAAAGAAGGCUCUCUUAUCCUGACUGUACCGAGUAAGGUGAUGAUGACAGAGAAGGAUGCAAAAGAAUCCCCUCUUUCUGCCUUCAUCUCUGUAGAUCCAUUGCUGCAGAACAUGCCUAACAUCACUUUGGCAUUGUAUCUUUUAUUGGAAAAAAAUAAUCCAGAUUCAUUUUGGAGAUCAUACAUUGAUGUUUUACCUGAAAAGUAUUCUACAAUCCUGUACUUUACAUCAGAAGAGUUGGCAGAGAUAAGGCCGUCGCCGGUCUUCGAGUCAUCUCUAAAGCUGUACAGGAGCAUCGCGAGGCAAUAUGCGUACUUCUACAAUAAGAUACACACCUUAGACUUGCCGGUGCUGAAAGACCUUCAGGAUAUCUUCACAUAUGACAACUACAGAUGGGCGGUGUCAACGGUGAUGACAAGGCAAAACAAUAUCCAGCUGGCCGAUUGUGACGUCACAGCUUUUAUCCCACUGUGGGAUAUGUGCAACCAUGAGCAUGGCAAGAUUACGACAGACUUCAACAAGGAGUUGAGCCGGGGCGAGUGCUACGCGCUACGAGACUUCAAGCAGGGCGAGCAGGUCUUCAUAUUUUACGGUGCUCGCUCCAACGCCGAUCUAUUCCUUCAUAACGGCUUUGUUUACCCAAACAACCAGUACGACAGUUUGUCAUUGGCUCUCGGCAUAAGUGCGAGUGACCCACAACGCGAGACUAAACUAGCGCUGCUGAGCAAGCUGGGACUUGCCGGAGUGACGCACUACAGCCUGUAUAAGGGAGACUCGCCGAUCAGCGCAGAACUACUCGCGUUUAUUAGGAUAUUCAACAUGAAUCCAGAUCAGAUCACGAAGUGGAUGGGCGUGGGCGUGCCCGGGGACUUGGUGUCAGAGCCCGGGACCUCUUCCAUGGUGGAGACAGACAUCGACCGCCGCGCCUACUCCUUCCUCCUCACGCGGUGCAAGCUCAUCAAGUCUGCCUACAAGCUCGGCGAUGCGCCUGAUACUAUCCCUAAGCAAAAAGUGAGGCUGCUAAAAGUAUGCGAAAACGAAGUAUUAGAUAGUGCCAUAAAGUACUUAGAGUCUGCCUUAGAGAAACCAUCGGCAGGCGAAAUGAAACCGUAAUUUAAAUUUAAACUUUUAAAUACUAUUAUAACAUGUACGUGGAGGGUUCCUAUAAAAUAAACCAAAAAAAUAUAUACGUAAAUAUUUCAGGUACCUAAUUGUCUGUUUAUUAAAAAAAUAAUAA